Messenger RNA from Jatropha curcas, 2113 nucleotides. RefSeq names its product oxysterol-binding protein-related protein 3C. Lineage: Eukaryota; Viridiplantae; Streptophyta; Magnoliopsida; Malpighiales; Euphorbiaceae. The record is from RefSeq and is a predicted model, not a curated record. Gene Ontology annotation, molecular function: sterol binding. Gene Ontology annotation, cellular component: membrane; cytosol.
UUCUUGCAUGGCGGACAGAGCAGAACCAGCCUUGCACUGGUUGUUAUGGCUUAUCGUUUCCACCUUGCACUAAUCUUUAUUGCAUGGCAGGAUUGAUCAUUGAUGAACCCAAACGUGUGAACCAAUAAAGUGCCAAUAAGAAUAUGCUUGUAAGAGGCCCAUUCCACUUCAAACUUCAAACCGCCAACCCCUUUUCGUUUUUCUUCUCGCUUUUUCUCUUUUAAAAUCGCAGAUCUCUCUCGUAUUUCCUCUGUUCAUUGGUCCAAAUCAAACACUCUUUCUCUCCGUCACUCAAUUGCUGCGAUUUUAAACAGCCGCCCCUUUCCUUUGCUUCUGAUAACAAGAAGACAAGGUUUUAAUUGCUAGAUAAUCACAGAAACUUAAAUGGGUACUCCUAAUAACAAUCAAAGUAAAGGGCUUUUUGCUGCCAUGACUUCUGGCUUGUCCAUGUUUAGCAACGCUAUGCAUCGAUCUGUUAAUGGAUUGCUUGGAUAUGAAGGAGUAGAAGUUGUAAAUCCAGAGGGUGGCAAAGAUGAUGCAGCGGAGGAAGCUCAGAAGGGAAGAUGGAAGCAGGAGGACCGAGAUAGCUACUGGAAAAUGAUGCACAAAUACAUAGGCUCUGAUGUUACAUCUAUGGUAACACUUCCGGUCCUUAUUUUUGAGCCAAUGACUAUGCUUCAAAAAAUGGCAGAGUUGAUGGAAUACUCCUAUUUAUUGGAUCAAGCAGAUGAAUGCGAGGAUCCUUACUUGCGCAUGGCAUAUGCUACGUCAUGGGCUAUCUCUGUCUACUAUGCCUUCCAACGAACAUGGAAGCCAUUUAAUCCCAUUCUUGGAGAGACUUAUGAAAUGACUAAUCAUGGUGGAAUUACAUUUAUUUCAGAGCAGGUGAGCCAUCAUCCCCCAAUGAGUGCUGGCCAUGCUGAAAAUGAGCAUUUUACCUAUGAUAUAACAUCGAAGUUGAAAACUAAAUUUUUAGGAAACUCUCUUGAUGUUUAUCCAGUUGGAAGAACACGUGUGACUCUUAAAAGAGAUGGUGUGGUUUUAGAUCUAGUGCCACCUCUCACAAAGGUUAACAAUCUUAUUUUUGGACGGACUUGGGUUGAUUCGCCUGGGGAGAUGAUAUUGACGAAUUUGACCACUGGGGAUAAAGUUGUUCUCUAUUUUCAACCAUGCGGCUGGUUUGGCGCUGGUCGCUAUGAAGUGGAUGGAUAUGUUUAUAAUGCUGCUGAAGAACCCAAAAUAUUGAUGACAGGGAAGUGGAAUGAAUCAUUAAGCUAUCAACCAUGUGAUUUAGAAGGAGAACCUCUUGCAGGUUCAGAAUUGAAGGAGAUCUGGCACCUUGCUGAUGUCCCAGAAAAUGAUAAAUUUCAGUACACAUAUUUUGCACACAAAAUUAACAGCUUUGACACAGCUCCUAGAAAGUUAUUAGCAUCUGAUUCUCGUUUGCGCCCUGAUAGAUUAGCACUUGAGAAGGGUGAUCUAUCGAAAUCUGGUUCUGAAAAGAGCAGUUUGGAGGAAAGGCAGAGAGCUGAAAAAAGAGAACGAGAAGCUGGAGGCCAUAAAUUUACACCAAGAUGGUUUGACAUGACUGAUGAAGUUGCACCUACACCCUGGGGUGACUUGGAAGUCUAUAGAUACAACGGUAAAUACAGUCAACAUAGAGGUGUUGUGGAUAGCUCAGACAACAUAGAACAAGUUGACGUUAAAUCAAUUGAGUUCAAUCCGUGGCAGUUUGGCAAGCAGUCUGCAGAAUGAGGUCUAUUGUCUGCGUGUUUGCUUGGAUUUCUGCAGUCCUAACUCAUUGGCAUAGAAUUCAUCAGUCAAUGUGGAAAUCUAGCUCUUGUUUGUGGCAUUUGUACAUUAUAUCUCCAUUUCCAUAAUCCCUUUGCAAUGGGGUUUGAGGAUUUCUUUUAUCAAUAUGUUUGUCUGUUUAGAACCAUUUUUCUAGCUAUUUUUUUCCCCCUUAUUCCAUGUUUCUGAUGAACCCAACAUCCUGAUCUAUCUUUUCCAAAUUUACUCAUAAAAAUUUUGGUAUUUUGGGGAUUUCCCUGUACAUGAAUAUAUGAUCUGUAAGCCACUUACAUAUUCUAACAGAAAGUUUGUCAUCUCAUAA